This is a messenger RNA of Heterotrigona itama, 733 nucleotides long. The record is from the annotation of a GenBank genome assembly. Lineage: Eukaryota; Metazoa; Arthropoda; Insecta; Hymenoptera; Apidae.
AUGGCGAAUACUCAUCCACCGAAUGUUUCUUCGCAGACAAGACACGGACGACGACAUAAUAUCGAAGAAAUCGCUGCAAUCGGUCAAGCAGAUUAUCAACUUCCUGAAAGAACGUAAGAUAUCCACCGGGCAAAGAGAACUGGUCUUUUGGUUUCAAGAUGCCAGGGAGGAAGGCCUGUUCCGGCGUGCAGGCCGCCGCGAUCUCAGAAGGCGGAUUUUAAAUUCACUGAAGAAAGGGGAGAAACCUCAUUUAGGGAACAAUGACGCGGCUCUGGAAUGCGCAGCCGCGUUGCAGCUAUUCUUGAGCCAUUUGAAGAAACCCGUGAUGCCCCACCACGUCCAGCAACUUCUUCUUGCUGAUAAUCCUGGAGUGACCGCUCACAUGAUCGCCAAGGACGCACUAGGAUUGAUACGACAGGAUGUCGGUGGUCGUCACGGAGAACUUCUUGCCGGCCUUCUUGAUUUACUGAGACACUUGACCCUCUCUGGCCCUCCAUCCGAAAGAUCAGAGCUACGUGGUUCGCCGCUUCCGAUUGCACUGCUCCCAGUCUUUUUCACUUUGACGCCGGCCGAUCUGGUGAAAUGGAAGCAAGUGGCCACCAGAUUCAACGAAUUAAUUACCGAAGCCCCCGAGCAACUGCAGCUGAAUGAAAAUCGAUCGUGCGAAAUGGAAUGCAGCAGGCUGUCCGUGGGCAGCGCCGGCAACGUGAGGAAUAGAAACUUUCUUGCGGCU